Messenger RNA from Phalacrocorax carbo (great cormorant), 1043 nucleotides. NCBI's taxonomy places the organism in Eukaryota, Metazoa, Chordata, Aves, Suliformes, Phalacrocoracidae. The record is from RefSeq and is a predicted model, not a curated record.
CCCAGCCGCCGCCGCCGCCUCCCCCUCCAUGGCCGCCGCUCUCGCCGGCUGCAUUGUGGGAAGCUGACCUCACUCGCUGCUGCCGCCGCCCCGCCGGCUCCGGCACUCGCCGCCAUGGGGGCCGUGACCGACGAUGAAGUUAUCCGCAAGCGACUUCUGAUCGAUGGCGAUGGUGCUGGCGACGACAGGAGGAUCAAUUUGUUGGUGAAGAGUUUCAUUAAGUGGUGUAAUUCCGGAUCUCAAGAGGAAGGUUACAGCCAGUACCAACGAAUGCUGAGUACUUUAUCACAGUGUGAAUUUUCAAUGGGAAAGACUCUUCUGGUGUAUGAUAUGAACCUGAGAGAAAUGGAAAAUUAUGAAAAAAUCUAUAAGGAUAUAGAAAAUAGUAUAACUGCAGCACAUGAGAAGAUUUCUGAAUGCAAAAAACAAAUCCUGCAAGCAAAAAGGAUUCGAAAAAAUCGCCAGGAAUAUGAUGCAUUGGCCAAAGUCAUACAACACCAUCCAGACAGACACGAAACACUGAAGCAGCUAGAAGCUUUGGGAAAAGAACUUCAACAUCUUUCUCACAUUAAAGAAAAUGUUGAAGAUAAGUUGGAGCUGAGAAGAAAGCAGUUUCAUGUUCUGCUGAGCACCAUCCAUGAGCUUCAGCAAACCCUGGAAAAUGAUGAAAAACUUUCAGAAGCCGAAGAAUCUCAAGAAACUCAGAUGGAAACAGAGACCAAACAGUAGAUGUAAUACGAAGACUGACUAUACUACUGAAGAAUGUCCAAGUGUCUUCACUUUGUGCUGAAACCAACAGUAAGAGAGAUGGAGCCGAAGAAGUUUUCUACUUCUUCUGUGAUUUUUUUUUUUAAUACAAAAAUAAUUGUUUUGCUUAUGUUUCGGGGGAAACAGUUACAGAUCUGUGCAGACAGGCACUUCGCGUUAGUCCAAAAACUUUGUAAUUUGUGACGAAAAAUAUAUUUUGUUUUAUAAAGGAUGAAGCUUCUGCACAGUACUUGUGAACUAAGGUGUUUGCAAAACACUGUCAAUAAAAGGGGUUU